Sebastes umbrosus (honeycomb rockfish) is the source of this 4433-nucleotide messenger RNA. RefSeq names its product unc-5 netrin receptor B (gene unc5b). Lineage: Eukaryota; Metazoa; Chordata; Actinopteri; Perciformes; Sebastidae. The coding region runs from base 1009 to 3849 and encodes 946 amino acids. Gene Ontology annotation, biological process: anterior/posterior axon guidance; netrin-activated signaling pathway. The record is from RefSeq and is a predicted model, not a curated record. Gene Ontology annotation, cellular component: membrane. The transcript is spliced from 17 exons. Gene Ontology annotation, molecular function: netrin receptor activity; protein binding.
UUGUCCCCUAAACCAUUUAGUGCUUUGUAAACCAGCAGGAGUAUUUUGAAAUCAAUUCUCUGAGAGACAGGGAGCCGGUGUAGAGACCUCAGAACUGGACUGAUGUGAUCCACUUUCUCAGUCUUAGUGAGAAGAAUAGAAAGGGGAUUGUCUGUGUUAUUGCAUUAGUGUAUAAUAUUUGGAAAAUAAACAUUAGAUAGAUUUAUAGAUAUAGAGAUGGAUAGAUUAUAAUGAGAGAAACUUCCAGUCUGCAAUGAGACCUGCUGAAUCCAGAACGCUGCUGUGCGUUCUAGAAUCCGGGUUUUCUUUUUCUCCCCUCCUCCACAUCUAUUUCCUCUUUUGCUUGCCACUACUUUACCUUCACUUGUUCAGCCUUCACUCUGAGAAGAGGAGGAGGAGGAUGGUGUAUGAUUGGCCAGGCGGGGACUGGUAGUCCGGAGGCUGGAGGCUGGCAUUGUGCUCCGAGUUGAUCCCCCGUGUUCUUGUUUACACCUUGUGGACUGGGACGGAGACAAGACACCCAGAGACACCCAGAGGCGCACCAGAGUCUGGAGUUCAGUCUGCAGUGGACGCGGCUCUCUGACAGCAUCUCUUGCAGUAAUGCGUCAAACUUUUUGGUGACUUUUUGGUGGCACCUUCUGCGCGUAAAUGUCUCCUGGAGAGAAUCGAGGCACAAGUGCGUCUGGAAAUGAAAUGCACCAGGAAUAGCAGCUGUUUCUUCAUAUUCAGAUGAGGGUGUGAUAUCUACGGACCUCUUCAAACUUUGAUUACAGGCGGAAAUUACCACCUUUGCAAAUCUCACCAAGCUGCUUUGGUGAUGGAUGUGUUUUGAGGACUAUUUACCAAAAAACAGCCAACAUCAAUUACUGGACUCGUUGUUGGUGUUUCACUCUUUUUCCUGAGAAAUCUUUUAGACUUUUGUUGGACAAGAGCCACCUGGUGUUGUCAGAAGAUUGGUGCUGUGGAGGGAAACAAGGGGACGUUUACGCAACGGCGUAGCCGGAAAAGAUGCGCUCUGUUCGGAUGCAGCGCGGCCAAGGUGUCGGUCCUCUGGUUCUGCUGCUCCUGGUGGUCGGGGGAUAUGUCGUGUCUGGCACUGAGAGCGACUACAGCGAGGCCGAGGUUCUCCCCGACUCCUUUCCGUCAGCGCCGGCAGAACCUCUCCCAGAAUUCCUGCUGGAGCCGGAGGACGCUUUCAUCGUAAAGAACCGGCCGGUCCAGCUGCGGUGCCGGGCAUCGCCAGCCACCCAGAUCUACUUCAAAUGUAACGGAGAAUGGGUCAAUCAAAACGAUCACGUCACCAGAGAGAGCCUGGACCAGCUCACGGGUCUGGUGGUGCGGGAAGUGGACAUCUCGGUGGCGAGGACCCAGGUGGAGGAGCUGUUUGGGUUGGAGGACUACUGGUGCCAGUGUGUGGCCUGGAGCUCGGCUGGCACCACCAAGAGCAACCGUGCCUACGUUCGCAUUGCAUACUUGAGGAAGAACUUCGAGCAGGAGCCGCUGGGGCGGGAGGUGCGACUGGAGCAGGAGGUGCUGCUGCAGUGUCGACCCCCGGAAGGCAUGCCCGCCGCCGAGGUGGAUUGGCUGAAGAACGAGGAUGUCAUAGAUCCAUCGCAGGACUCCAACUUCCUGAUCACCAUCGACCAUGAUCUGAUCAUCAAACAGGCCCGACUCUCAGACACCGCCAACUACACCUGCGUGGCUCGUAACGUGGUGGCCAAAAGACGCAGCAGCACGGCUACUCUGAUUGUUUAUGUGAGCGGAGGCUGGUCUUCGUGGACUGAAUGGUCAGAGUGUAACGCUCGGUGCGGGCGGGGCUGGCAGCGACGAACACGCAGCUGCACCAAUCCUGCACCUCUGAACGGAGGAGCCUUCUGUGAGGGCCCACCCUUCCAGAGAGUGACCUGCACCACACUGUGCCCAGUGGAUGGAGGUUGGACAGAAUGGGCAAAGUGGUCCGCCUGUGGGACAGAGUGCACCCACUGGCGCAGUCGCGAGUGCCAAGCCCCCCCACCUAGAAAUGGAGGAAAGCACUGCAGCGGCAGCAUGAUGGAGAGCAAGAACUGCACUGAGGGGCUGUGUGCGCGCAAUAAAAAGAUUUCUAUUGAACAUGCAAGCCAUCCGCUGGCCCCAGGUAUGGGUGUUGCUGUCUAUGCUGGUCUGGUGGGGGCCCUGCUGCUGUGUGUGAUACUGGUGUUGUGCGUGGGAGUGCUCACAUAUCGCCGCAGAUGCCGCCAUCUCCAUGGAGACAUCACCGAUUCUUCGUCUGCUCUCACUGCCACCUUCCACCCUGGCAACUACAAGCCUCCCAGACAGGAUAACCCUCACCCUCUGCAUCCCUCAGCUCCUCCAGAUCUGACAGCCACAGCGGGGCAUUUCCGAGGGCCGCUCUUCUCCCUGCAGCAGGGGGUCAACGACAGCCCCCACAAAAUCCCCAUGACCACUUCUCCCUUGCUGGACCCAUUGCCAAGUCUCAAAAUCAAGGUGUAUAACGCCUCCACUCUCUCCUCCAUGGAGCUCCCCGUGGACAUGGGCUUAGGUGACGGGGAGAUCCUCAGCCUGAAGUCGGUGGGUACUAUGGGUAGAGAACGAGAUUACCACAGCCACACGAUUUCCAGAGAGCCGGGGCUGAGCACCAGUGCCACCCUGGGUAAUCUGGGAGGACGCCUUACUAUCCCCAACACAGGCGUGAGUCUGCUGGUCCCCCCCGGCACAAUCCCCCAGGGGAAGUUCUACGAGAUGUACCUCAUUAUCAACAAGUGGGACAAAACGACGCUACCGUCUGAGGGCAGUCAGACUGUACUAAGUCCUGUGGUGAGCUGUGGCCCAUCCGGUAUGCUGCUGAAUCGUCCUGUGGUUCUCACUUUGCCCCACUGUGCCCAGCUAGACACACCUACACCUGACUGGACCCUUACACUCAAGACACAGACGCACCAGGGGGCGUGGGAGGAGGUGUUGACAGUAGGAGAGGAGACAUUGUCGUCUCCGUGCUACUUGCAGCUGGAGGAGGAGUGUUGUCAUGUUCUCAUGGAGCAGCUGGGAACAUACGGCAUGGUGGGCCAAUCAUGCCCUCCACAGCCUGCCUGCAAACGCCUGCAGUUGGCACUGUUCGCCCCUCGAGCCCCCUGCCUCUCCCUGGACUACAGCCUCCGGAUCUACUGCAUCCACGACACUCCACAUGCACUCAAGGAGGUGCUGGAUUUGGAGAGGAGUCUGGGUGGAGUUUUGCUGGAGGAUCCCAAGCCACUGCUCUUCAAAGACAGCUAUCACAAUCUGCGCCUGUCCAUCCACGACAUUCCUCACACUCACUGGAGAAGCAAACUACUGGCAAAGUAUCAGGAGAUCCCGUUCUAUCACAUCUGGAGCGGCAGUCAGAGACCUCUGCACUGCACCUUCAGCCUGGAGAGAGGGAGCCUGGCUGUGUCACAGCUCACUUGUAAGAUCUGUGUCCGACAAGUGGAAGGGGAGGGACAGAUAUUCCAGCUGCACACGGAUAUCCAGGAGACUCUACCCCCCCACUCGCCCCUCCCCUCAGGAGGCACCUGCCUGCCUUCAUCUCAAGUGGGACCCUAUGCCUUUCGCUUGCCUGACUCCAUCCGCCAGAAGAUCUGUGCUAGUUUGGAUGCACCCAGUGCUCGAGGAUGUGACUGGAGACUCCUGGCACGCAGUCUGGGCUUUGACAGGUACUUGAACUACUUUGCAACAAAGCCCAGCCCAACAGGUGUUCUACUGGACUUAUGGGAAGCUUGUCACCAAGCUGACGCAGACCUGGUCUCUCUGGCGACCGCGCUGGAAGAAAUGGGCAAAAGUGAGGUGCUAGUUGUCAUGACAACAGAUGGGGAUUGUUGAUUGGUCAAGGAACGAGAAAGGAAGCAAGACUUUUUUUUUUCACCACCGUGAUGAAAAUAAGAAUACCUGCCUAUGAAUAUGCACAAAUCAUAAGCCCACAGAGCAUUUUGGUCCCUUCACAUGCACUGUAUUACCUCUGCCUCAACUUCUUCUUUCUCACUGACCCCUGAUCAGCCACUGUAGCUACAAACCCACCAUUACCCACUCCCAUGAUAACUGCUAAUCUGAUCCAUCUUGAAUUCUCCUAAGCAAUGUUGCAUCUGCAAGAUGUGAAUCCAAUUUUAAGGGUACAAAGGCGUAAAAUGGGUGUAAAGUCAUCUGUCAUAUGUGGUGCUGACUGUCCUUCAAAGAUUGAAAAUGACACUAUUCUUGUAUAUAAGCUUUGGGACAAACAAAAAAAAAAUCAUAUAUUCAACACACUAAAGCACGCACAAUAACACAACCAGACAAACGCUAACACGGGAUUAUCCAUGUUUCAGUAGCAGCAUGAAAGUGCAUGAUUUAACACCAUCUCACCUCAUGGCAGGGGCUUUUGUUUUCUCCAUUGUCAUUCUGUGUGUGCAGUGACUGACAGACAGCGCCGA